GCAGUUAGUCUUAUCUAAGCCAGACACACACAUAUACUCGCCUGUGGGGCCACAAUGUAACGAUUUGUGAGUGCUGCUGUGUGUCAGGGGGAACAUUUCUCUGAUGUUUCCGUGUUUUUCUAAGUUCUUGGGGUAUUUAGCCUCUGUGUCCAGCAUGUCUGUGGAUUGGGUAGGAUAUGGGUACGCAGCUCUUAUCGCAUCCGGAGGAGUCAUUGGUUACGUGAAAGCAGGCAGCGUCCCCUCCCUGGCUGCUGGUCUUCUCUUCGGGGGCCUCGCAGGUUUAGGUGCCUAUCAGAUCUCUAAUGACCCCAAUAAUGUUUGGGUGUCCCUAGCUACAUCAGGAGCUCUAACUGGCAUAAUGGGAAAGAGGUUCUAUGGAUCCAGGAAGUUAAUGCCAGCUGGCUUGAUAGCUGGAGCAAGUCUUCUGAUGGUGGGGAAGAUUGGUGUGUCAUUGCUCCAGAAACCCCAGGAGUCAUGAUGGAGGGAAGAUGCUGCUGUGUAUCCCAUCUUCUGCUUCAGGAACAGCCUGUCAGCUUGUCAUUUGUUGUUGAAUGUUAAUAUCAUUUUUGAACGGAUGAAAUAUACUAAAUUGUUUAUAUAAUAGUAA
Messenger RNA from Lates calcarifer (barramundi perch), 607 nucleotides. RefSeq names its product transmembrane protein 14Ca (gene tmem14ca). The record is from RefSeq and is a predicted model, not a curated record. Lineage: Eukaryota; Metazoa; Chordata; Actinopteri; Centropomidae. Gene Ontology annotation, biological process: regulation of heme biosynthetic process. The coding region runs from base 104 to 478 and encodes 124 amino acids. The transcript has 5 exons. Gene Ontology annotation, cellular component: mitochondrial membrane.